CUAAAGGGAGGGGAUUAGAUGCAGGUUAUAGGUGUGACUGAGAUGAAAAUGAAACUCUUUACCUGUAGGACUUCAAGAGAUCAACUUUACAGAUCAACUGCCUAUAAAGCCAAACAUGGAGACUGCUCUUCCAGUGAGUAUGCAGGAGCCAGUGUGUCUCAUCAGUAAUGGGGAGGAUGGAAGCCUGAGUGUCUCCUCAGAGACACUCAAGAUCCUGCAGCAGAUCCAGCAGCCGGUUGUGGUGGUGGCCAUCGUGGGUGUCUACCGCACAGGCAAAUCUUUCCUGAUGAACCAACUCGCUGGGAAAUCAACAGGUUUUCCCUUGGGCAACACUAUUGAGUCCAAGACCAAAGGAAUCUGGAUGUGGUGUGUACCUCACCCUACAAAAGAAGGCCACACACUGGUGCUGCUGGACACAGAAGGAUUUCAAGACGUUGAGAAGGGAGACACAAAGCACGACAUCAAGCUCUUUGUUCUUGCCAUUCUGCUGAGCAGCACUCUGGUCUACAACAGCCGAGCGACCAUUGGCAACCGGACCAUCGAGGAUCUGCAUUAUGUAACAGAACUUACAGAGCAUAUAAAAAUCAACGCAAAUGAGGAAGAAGGGAACAGUGUACAGUUUGUGAAUUUCUUCCCAAACUUUAUCUGUGCUGUGAGGGAUUUCACUCUGGAAAAAAAGAUUAAUGGGAAGAAAGUGACAGACGAUGAAUACCUAGAUCAUGCCCUUCAGCUGAAGACAGGUACCUCAGGAAAAAUAGCAAGCUAUAAUCUUCCAAGAGAGUGCAUCCGGAAUUAUUUCCCAUCUCGGAAGUGUUUCACAUUCCCAUUUCCAACUAAUCCGGACAAUAUGUCUAAUUUGGAAAAAAUGAAUAAAAGUGAUCUUUUACCUACUUUUGUGAGGGUUGCAGAACAAUUUUGCCAAUUUGUUUAUGAAAAGAGCCAUGCGAAAGUGCUGAAAGAUGGAUUCAAAGUCAACGGGAAAGUUCUGGGUGAACUGGUAAUGCUGUAUGUGGACAUCAUCUCCAGUGGUGGCAUGCCCUGUCUGGAGAACGCGGUGGUUGCCAUAUCCCUGUUAGAGAAUGAGGCAGCGGUCAAGAACGGGGUUGGGGUGUACCGCAGUGGCAUGGAGGAGCUGAAGCAGACCUUCCCUGUACAGCUGACACGCAUCACCUCUGAACACCAGCGCCUCUACAUACACGCCCUGCAGGAGUUCAUGAAGCGGCGUUUUAAGGACGAUCAGGGAGAGCACCUGAAGUCUUUAGAGAAGCAGAUUGAAAACGAUUUUGAGCAGUAUUUGCUGCACAAUGAAGGGACUUCAAAGAAAGAAUGCCGUGAUCUACUGACAAGUCUGUCUGCUGAGAUGACCAAUCGAGUCCAGAGCAGGUUCUAUAUGAAACCCGGUGGCUACAAACUCUUGGAGAAAGACAUGGAGAUUAUUGAGAGUGAAUACACUAAACAGACCACAAACUCAGUCAAGGCCACGGAAAUCAUGGAGGAGUUCAUAAAGAAUAACUGGGUACAAUCUGAAUCCAUCAGGCAGGCUGAUUCCAUGCUGAGUGAGAAAGAAAUAGAGAUCAGCGAGGAGAGACAGAAAACUCGUCUCUUGGAACAAAAAGUGAAGGCCGAAGAGGAAGAGAAGCAGAGGCUGAAAGCACAGCUGGGAGCAGCCAUAGAGAAUCUUGAAAAUAAGAUUAAACUAAUGGAAGAGAACAAUGUGAAAAAUAUGAAACAAAGGGAAGAGGAGUUUGAUAAAGUUCUGCAGAUUAAGAUGAGGGAGCAGGAAGAGAUGCUGAAGAAGGGUUAUGCAAAGCAGGCUGAGAUGCUAAUGCUGGAGAUAGAGGAGGUGAAGAGAAGCCAUGCGGCAUAUCAAGCCAUGCAGGACAAAAAGUUUGAACUGAUGAUGGAAAAAUGUCAAAUGGACAGGCAGGAAUAUCAACAAGCCAUGUCCCAGAUUAAUAAGCAUCAUGAACAGACCAUAGCCUUGUUGAACCAACAACAUGAAAUGAUCAUGGCCCAGAUAAACGGUUCAAGUGACAAGCGGAGUUGUUCCAUACAGUAAAAGUAGUCCAAUCACAGCUGAUGAGUGUUAUGAUACAAUAUGAUACACAUCCACAACAAAAUGUAAAGUCCAUUGUCUUUUUCUGUGCAAAAGAGAGUUCAGUCAAAGAAUAUAUAGAAGUAGAAAUCCUCUCAAAUUAAUAUAUAAUUAACUAAAAGUCUAAAUGAAAACAUGCACAUGGGACAUACAGGAGACCCAUGCAACAGGAUCUAAGGGACCUGGGAGUUGAGUGGUGGUGAAUGAGAUGUAGGAUGGGGCCAGGUCAUUUAGGGCUUUAAAAAAACAUUAGUGAAAUGGUCAAAAUCAGGGUAAAUGUGCUCAUUGCCCAGGCACCAUUUAAGCCCACUUGCAAAUUUGAAGUCAUUUUAAAAAAUGAAGGGGCUGUAUCCAAUCUAACAAUUUCUUGGUAACAUGUCAGAAUCAGAAUCAGCUUUAUUGGCCAGGUUUGCGUGAUCAAACAAGGAAUUUGACUCUGGUUAAUCUUUGCUCUCAAGUACAACACUCAACAAUAACAUAACAAAAAAGAGUUAAAAAGAAUAAGGGCAGUAAGCUAUGUAUAAGAAUAAGGGAAUACAUACAGUACUGUAUGUGCAUUUCCAAAUAAAUAGAUGCUAUGGGUGGGAUAGGGUAAUACAAUUUAUGGAGGGGUAGUAUGGCCUUGUUGUUCCUGUCAGGCACAGGCAAGAUGCAGGAUGCAAUAUACAAUUGAAGAUAGGUUGGGAGUAGUGCAGUAUCAGUAUAGACUGAGGUUUAAGAUUAAAUACAAAUAUAGUGCAAGGCAGUUCAGUGCAAUGAUGAUGUAUUAAUAACAAUAAUGUAACUGUAAGAUUGAAGUGCACAUGAUAUGAGGUAUAUGAUAUGUCAUGUCAGUUUUUCUUGAGCACCGAUUACAUUUUUCAAUGUUUAGUUACGCCAGCCUACAUAAAUCAAGUCAAGUCAAUUUCUUUUUAUUGCAAAAAAAUAACAUUAAAUGAUAAAAAAUGAUAACAAUAACAAAAAUAUGAAUAUGCUUAAUAAAUAUAAUAGCAAACAUUUAUUUCAGAAGACUGUUAAAGUGCAACUCUGGCAAAAAUGUAUUAAAGGUGUAUUUUCUGAAUGGAAAUAGAGACCGUAUUCUUCAUUGAUCAAGUACUACAAAGCUAGCACCGGCAUAAGCAAGAUCCCAAGAGAGUGGAUUAGCUAAAAUAGCAUUUAACAAUAUUGCUCAAAUCCACUCGCUUCCUCUGGGUCCCUACACAUAAAACAAAGCAGCAACAAUGUAGUUCACAAACCCAAAGUUUAUAACAGAAGACUGUUAAGAACAAAGUCUAGAUCUCAUGUCACAUAAUUGCCUUAUAUGGAUUUUCCUUCGAGAGAAGCUGGUAAGGGGAGAGUUGGUAAGUGUUCUGAAAUGAACUCCAGGGCUCCGUUCGAAACGGAAGGCAGCUGCCUACUGCCUCCCUCCCUAAAUAGAGAGCUCUCUAACUAGACAUGACUUUAGAUUAAAUGCGUUGUUUAAAAAUGAGUGUAGCACUCUAGAAUCUUUGGUUAACACUACGGUAUGACCAGAGGCGUCAUGCAAGCCAAAAUUCUUAGGGGGCACAAUCAGCGACGUUGCAAUAAUUU
Molecule: messenger RNA, 3664 nt
Organism: Sardina pilchardus (European sardine)
Lineage: Eukaryota; Metazoa; Chordata; Actinopteri; Clupeiformes; Clupeidae
Product: guanylate-binding protein 1-like
Exons: 11
Coding region: 116-2059 (647 amino acids)
Molecular function (GO): GTP binding; GTPase activity
Source: RefSeq, a predicted model, not a curated record